CGUGGUUGCAGGUUGGUUGUCUGCGUGCUGUCGCCAAUUUUUUUUUAAAGAGAAGUGCAAUAUUAAAUUUUUUGCAUUAAUAAGGCGUUGUCACACGGAACAGCAUUAUUUUCUUCUGUUUGUCCUAACCAGCGGGGCUAGGUUAAAGUCAAGUUAAGGCGCCACAGACUCUGCAAGAGAGGCACCUGGCGGUCUCUUGGAAGAAUAGCCUGGAAAGGAGGAGGAGCGAAAGCACCUUCUCUCGCGGCUGCCAGGUCCAAUGACCCCAAUAAUAAGACCCUGAGCGCAGCGCAGAAGGCAGAGAGCCUGCGUGCAGAACGGUACUUUUUCUCUUCCCGACUCAUCUCGGCUUGACAAAGGAGCUGCUACCAUUGUCUGCAGGCCUUUCUCUGCCAAGUGUGUCUGGUGUGUGUGCGCGCGUGCUUUGUUCCGGCUCAAAAUCAAAAUGUAGUGAGUGCAUCGGCAGGCAACAAAAUGUCCUAAUAAUCAGCAGCAAUUAGCCGCAUUUUCGAAGAUCCGCGAAAAUGAGUCGGAGAGGGCAGCGCGGCGAGAAUCUCGCGGAAGACUUGCUUGUACCUGAGGAGGAAGGAGCAUUUCAGUCACUCAGUGCAACUAAUGCGACGUUCAGCGAUGAGGAAUUUACUAGUCAACUUGGUAGUGACCAAAUAUUAGGAGAUUUUAACGACUGGCAGGGAUGCUACGCGGCUACCAACUUGGUGGUGCGACUUCCUGCUGCAGAAAACAUUGAAAUUUUGUGUGAUCCGGGUCCAUCGUCUUCAACAAGCGCGUUGGACAGUCACUUGCAGUACUUUCUCACCAGGGCGCCUUCUUUGGUUGAUAUGACCAGAUUUGAUCUGAUAUCUCCCAGAAAUCCAAUUUUCGACAGUUUCAACAAGAGCCCCAGCAUCGCUUCAAAUGAGGAUACGCCAGGUCCGUCGUCGGCAAAAGACGGAAGUGCGCCCAGCAGAAACGUCUGCGACACAGACGAAAAUAUGGACUUUUCUAUCAGAACAGACGUAACUUCUGUGAUGGAUGUGACAGACAUGCAGACAUCUUCAAGUGAUGACGAAGAUGUGGUCAGUCCUGAUGUGAUUCCCAGAUUUGUUAGGCCGUCGAUGAGGCGAAUCAAGAGGAUAAGGCUUCCGGCAACUGAAAACCUCAGUGUUGAACACUUGCCUCCGCCUCUGGAUUUCGCCUCCAACAACGAAGAAGCGAAUUCCACAAUGACGACGGACGUUGAUGAGUCAUAUUUAGACACAAGCUCUAUAGGAGUUGAUAUUAUGAGACGACUAGAUUCCAGCAUCGAAAGCAACUUGUCAUCUGCGUCAACUGUUGAGUACGCUGAAGCAAGAGCACCAGAGUUACCUUCUAGGAAUAUUGUUAGCGAAGAGAGAAGAGAUACGCACCCCAGCUAUUUCUCCUCAGAGACGAGCUUUUACAAUCCAUCUGUAACGCCCAGUGCUCUAGGACAGUGGCCUUUCCAGUUUUGCUUUUCCCUUUCGUCGUUUGGAUGUGUGAUAGGACUCUACAGCCUCAGUCGGUUUGCUAUUCUAAGUGCACAGUUUGGAGGCUCAUUUUUGGUCCAAUUUUCUAUCUUGUCAGUUUUCUUUGGCAUUCCACUUUAUUUGUUCCACGUUGCCUUGGGACACUAUUUGGGAUCAGGUGUGAUCAAUAUGUGGAAAAUCAGUCCUAUUUUCCAGGGCGUCGGAAUCGCUUUGCUUAUUGGGCAAGCGUUCAUAGGAUUUUACGGAAUUGCUGGUAUUUCAUGGCUGUUAGUAUAUCUGAGAGACUCAUUUAUCAGAGGUGGAGACUCCUACAGAUGGGUAUUCCCUUUAACACCAUCCAACACCUUCGCUAAGAGAGACAGGGGGAAAUUGGAAGAAACUGUGUCUGAUUACUUUUAUGGUGUUGUGCUUAAGCGGUCUCAAUUGUACGAUAGAUCUGUUGGCCACUUUAAAUUUGUGCCUGUUUUCAACUUGGCAGUCGUCUGGGUCAUAGUUUUUUUAUCCUUGAGCAAGGGCGUGAAAACCUACACGAAAGUUUUGACAGCAUUAGUGCUCUUAUCAUUGAGUGGUCUCCUAGUGGUUUCGUCGGAAAUAUUUUAUCUGUCUUCUAAAUACGGAGAAAGCGUGAUUGCCGAAACUACCUGGGAUGACAUAUUUUACAAUGGACAGAGCUGGAUAGCCGCUGCGUCCGAAACAUUCUUAACUUGGGGAUUGCUUGGAGCCGCCACAAUGCAAUCUGCAUCUCAUUGUCACCAAAGACACAAAAUUCUGCGACAGACAGUUGUGACCAUUGUGGCUGUUGUCUUGUGCCUUGCCCUGAUAGCCUGCUUGGCAGACGCGUGCACACAAAUUUUACUGGGCAAUGGCUUUCAGUACUACCACACAUCAUCAUUUGAACUGAUGAGCACUGCUCAGUUCAUGAGAGCUGUCGAUCAGCCAGUUAUUGACCCCACCACCAAAUACAUGGCGCACAGCUCACUCAUGGUGGGAAACAGGGUAAUUGCCCCGAUGAGCGCUUCCAAGAGCAGGAGCUUAAAAAGUGGAUAUCAAGCAAUUAGACUGGUGACUGAACUUUUGCCCGCGACAUUCGCAACGCUCGGAGUGAAACAGAUGUCGCCAUGCUGGGCGGUACUAACGUUUCUCACGCUCAUUUUCUUUGGACUUCUGCAGCAGUUGGCUGUGUGGCACUCAGUUAUAAGCGGCAUCAUUUCCAUCAGCUCCAAAAAUUUGAAGCCGUGGCGAACGACAAUUGCGUUUUUCACGUGCAUAUUUGCUUGUGUCCUUGGGCUGCCGUUGACAACAGAGCUUGGAAUUUGGAUUGUCUACUUCCUAGACACGGUCGUGGGUAACGGUUGGUGGAUAGCGCUGCUGCAUUGCCUGCUGCUGAUAGCAGUAAUCGUAGUUAGGGGCCAUCCAUACAAUGGAGAAGUUCUGGCAAACGUUUUGCUUGGAGACGGCUGCAGAACCAUCAAUAAAUUUUUGUCUCCAGUGCUGGCUUUCAUUUGGAGCGUAGCACUCCCUGUUUAUUUGCUGGGCAUGACGGUAUUGCUGUUCUUCUCCAGUGAAAGUGUGAAGCUAUACGACUGGAAUAUUGCCAAACAAAAUCACUACUGGGAAGUGUGGGCGCGUGAGCUCGGAUCGUGCCUUCAGUUGCUGCCAAUAUUGCUUGUACCUCUCGUUGCAAUAGUGCAAACAUGCCGGUACCUAUCCAAAGGCCCUGAUGAUAUUCUUGAGCGAGUCAAACUGCUUUACAGACCACCUCCAGAAAGGCCGCCUAAUCAUAACAGCACAUUAGAUAAUUUUGUCGCCAACACCCCAGACACAAAUGAGACACCUGAGGCCCCUUACGAUCCACCCCCUAAAUACACACCUCCUCCUUCAUACUCCACUGCCACAGGAGCCAGAAUUGCGCACAUGCUCCGACAAAGCUUCCGGCAUAGCAUGCGCCGAAUUUCAGCCUCAUCAUUAUUCCAAAGUCGAAAUCAAAAUGAGGAGGAGCCAAGACCUCCAGCGUACACUGCCUCCGUAGCAAUAGAAAUGCAUCAGCCCACUGAAGACCAGUCUCUGCCGGAGAAUAUGCAAAUCAGUGAGGCUAGCAGCGCAGCUCCUGUCUCUUUGUCGGCCAAUUUUAGCGAGAGGUCCCGAACUCUUCCUGCUAGGAGCAAGCAGUUGACUGCGCCGGAAGUCGCGAAAAUUCUUCGGGGAAGCUUCCGCAGAAGCCAACGCUAUAGAAACAACACGUUGCAACAGUGGAACCUUAACAACGAUAAAACUUUGAGACAGACUGAAGAUGAUUUUGAUAAUUUUAAGUGAUCGCAGUUAAUGCUUUAAUGUGAAUAAUUCUAAUGUCCAUAUAACUUAACGAAAAGUGAGAGCUUCAAUAAAUGUGCCUAAAAAGACACAAAAAAUCUAAUAACUUAAUGUCAACGCAACCUCAAGUAAUGUGAAUGUUAAUUGGAAUUAAAACUAGGAGUUUCUCAGCUACAAACGAUACAAAA
Cloeon dipterum is the source of this 4003-nucleotide messenger RNA. RefSeq names its product bedraggled (gene bdg). Gene Ontology annotation, biological process: sodium ion transmembrane transport. NCBI's taxonomy places the organism in Eukaryota, Metazoa, Arthropoda, Insecta, Ephemeroptera, Baetidae. The coding region runs from base 525 to 3818 and encodes 1097 amino acids. The record is from RefSeq and is a predicted model, not a curated record. Gene Ontology annotation, cellular component: plasma membrane. The transcript has 17 exons.